AAGUGGCAAAUAGUUGAAAGACCCCCAUUUUUGGGGUUUCACCAGGUCGAUUCGAACAUUCCUCCAGACUCCAGAGGAAGAAGACGAGAAGAUGGGGCGGAAGGGGGGCAAGCGGUUCGGCGGCGGGGGCGAGCCGGCGGCCAAGCGCCGGGCCGCCGGAGAGGACGGGCCCUCCGCAAGCGCCGACGACGACAUCGUCGUCGCCCAGAUAUCGAAGAACAGGAGGGUGGCGGUGCGGACCUGGAACGGCAAGGUCGUCGUCGACAUCCGCGAGUUCUACGAGAAGGACGGCAAGACCCUCCCCGGCCGCAAAGGAAUACAACUCUCAAUGGAUCAGUGGAAGAUACUGAGGGACAAUAUCAAAUCUAUAGAUGAGGCCAUCAAGGAGAACGCAUGAUCGGAGCCCGUCUUCUUCUGAUGUUGGAAUUAGCUUGUCCGUUUCUUGUAACUCCACCCAGGAAUAUUGCACUUUUGUUACAGUAUAUUAGUACUGUAUUAUGCUUGUCGAGUUCGAGUAAUGUGGCCUCAUGGCAGAAUACUUGUUCUCUAUCCUCCCUUCUACUGUUUUGUCUGGUCAUGUGGGAAAUGUGGCAUGUGUUGCACUGCUGCCUCCUAGCUCUAAAUGACUUGGUUGUUUUAUGCUAGAAGCAAGUUUAGGCAUUGUCUUCAUUUUGUACGUGGGGUACAAGGAGCUGAAGAUCCCGGUAAGAUUACGCCAUUGUAAAAAUGAGUAAUUGAUUUGUGUGUGCGUUUGUACUUUUAAAUUCCAAGGCAUGUUUGUAUCGUGUAUGAAAUCUCUGCCACCUCCAUCUUAAUUUCAGUAUUUUACUUGGAAUGCGGAUGGAUGAUGGAUUUGUUUAUAUUGAUGAAGUAAAUAUU
Molecule: messenger RNA, 879 nt
Organism: Oryza brachyantha (malo sina)
Lineage: Eukaryota; Viridiplantae; Streptophyta; Magnoliopsida; Poales; Poaceae
Product: RNA polymerase II transcriptional coactivator KIWI-like
Exons: 4
Coding region: 92-397 (101 amino acids)
Biological process (GO): positive regulation of transcription initiation by RNA polymerase II
Cellular component (GO): transcription regulator complex; nucleus
Molecular function (GO): transcription coactivator activity; DNA binding
Source: RefSeq, a predicted model, not a curated record